AUGACGGCCGUCGCGGCGCCGCCGCCGAGGCAGCUGAGCCUGGAGGACCUCAAGGCGGUGUCCGUGCUCGGGCGCGGCGCCAAGGGCGUCGUGUUCCACGUCGUGCACGCCCCCGGCGGGGAAUCGGACGGCGACGGCGAGAGCGGCGCCGCGGCAGCGGCCAUGGCGCUCAAGGCGGUCUCGCGGGAGGCCGCGCGGCACAAGAAGGCGGCCAGCGGAGACGGGGACGGCCACCGCCGGAUCUGGUUCGAGCGGGACGUGCUCCUGGCGCUGCGCCACCCGCUGCUCCCCUCCCUGCGCGGCAUCCUCGCCACCGACGCCGUCGUCGGCUUCGCCAUCGACCGCUGCGGCGGUGGGGACCUCAACUCGCUCCGGCGGCGGCAGACCGAGAAGAUGUUCUCCGACUCCGUCAUACGGUUCUACGCGGCGGAGCUGGUGCUGGCGCUCGAGUACCUGCACAGCCUCGGCAUCGUGUACCGGGACCUCAAGCCGGAGAACGUCCUCAUCCAGGACAGCGGCCACAUCAUGCUCGUCGAUUUCGACCUCUCCACGCGGCUCCCGGCGCCGCCGCAGGAGCCGGACGCGCCGGUCACCAGUCCCAAGCCGGCGCCUCCGGUCACCGCGCCGUCGCCGAGCCGCGGGAGAGCAAGGAAGCCGGCGGGCGCCGCCCUGUGCUUCCCAUUCCGCACCGGCAGCGCCGCGAAGCCUGCCGCGAAGCCGGCCACGGACUCGCCGUCGCCGCUGUCCACCUCGCGGACGGCAUCCUCCUCGUCGUCGUCCUCGACGGCGACCACGGCCUCCUCCUCAGCGGCCUCGGCCGGCGCGCGGACUCCCGCGAAGUCCAACUCGUUCGUGGGGACGGAGGACUACGUGGCGCCCGAGAUGAUCGCCGGGCGCGGCCACGACUUCGCCGUGGACUGGUGGGGCCUGGGCGUGGUGCUCUACGAGAUGCUCUACGGCCGCACGCCGUUCCGGGGGCAGAACCGUAAGGAGACCUUCUACCGCGUCCUCGCCAAGCAGCCGGAGCUCGUCGGCGAGCAGACGCCGCUGCGGGACCUCAUCGCCCGCCUCCUCGAGAAGGACCCCGAGAAGCGCAUCGGCGCGCGCGGCGUCAAGGCCCACCCCUUCUUCCGCGGCGUCGACUGGGACCGCAUCCUGCAGGUUGCGCGCCCGCCGUUCAUCCCGACGCCGCCGCCGCAGGACGAGGACGGCGACGAGGCGCUUGACGUCGAGAAGGUCGUCCGCGAGGUGUUCGCGUCCAAUGACGCCGAGGCAGCAAAGGCGGGCGAGGGCGGGAAGGCCUCGCCUGUGGCAGACGGAGGCCGUGUCGGCGGCGACGGCGACGGGAGGAGAGAUCAGUCCAAAGAUGGUGAUUUCUCCGUGUUUUUCUGA
Molecule: messenger RNA, 1392 nt
Organism: Miscanthus lutarioriparius
Lineage: Eukaryota; Viridiplantae; Streptophyta; Magnoliopsida; Poales; Poaceae
Source: the annotation of a GenBank genome assembly